AUUCCUCAUUGUAUUCUCAAGCUGGAAUUAAGCAUCACCGUGUUCUGGAGUUUACUGUGAAGAUACAUUUAGUCUCAGGUAUAGGAGGUGUGUGUUUAUCACAAUGAGCUUUUCAUUCUCAUUGUGUGUUUUAAUACUGCUAUUAGGUGAAACCAUUAACGGACAAACAUCAGACCCCUGCGAAACUUACAAUGUGCUGGAAGACCGUAGGAGAGCCACCAACAACUUGUAUUCCUCUGAAAUAAUGUGCGACUGUGAGAUUAACUGGAACGGCUGGUACCGUCUGCUUUAUGAAGGUCAGAGUGUUCAGAUGCCAGACACAUGUGUUGAUGAGUAUAGCUGCGGCACUCAUGCUCCAUUAUGGCUGAGCGGAGGACAUCCAAAACUUGAGGAUGGAGUGGUCUCUCGAGAUAUCUGCGGUCACUAUGAAAAUGACUGCUGCUCCUUUAAAUCCAACCCUAUUCAAGUCAAAGCCUGUCCUGGAGAUUAUUUUGUCUACGAGCUAGUGAAACCCUCUUUCUGCUUUCUGGCAUACUGUGCAGAUGUUAGGAACUUCAACACCAGCUACACCAUUACAACUGUGGUUCCUCCUGCUGACCCCUGCACCAGCUACAAUGCCCUGGAUGACCCAUGGAGAGCCACCAGCAAUCAAUAUUCCUUUGAAAUAAUGUGCGACUGUGAGGUUAACUGGGACGGCUGGUACCGUCUCUUCAUUAAUGGUCAGAGUGUUCAGAUGCCAGACACAUGUGUUGAUGAGCAUAGUUGCGGUACUCAUGCUCCAUUGUGGCUGAGCGGAGGACAUCCAAAAAUUGAGGAUGGAGUGGUCUCUCGAGAUGUCUGUGGUCAAUGGAGCAACAACUGCUGCUAUUUCCAGUCCAAUCCCAUUCAAGUCAAAGCCUGUCCUGGAGGUUUUUAUGUCUAUGAGUUUGUGAAGCCAGAGUUCUGCUCUUUGGCAUAUUGUGCAGAUGUAAGGAAUAUAAACACUACAUUUACUACUGUCAAUCCAAACACAAUGUUUACCACAGAAACGACAACCAUGGAGAUAAUGACUGAAUACACCACUUCAGAAACAACACCAAUAGAAAGCAAACUGACAGAAGGCAUCACAACUGGCAUCCCCAUUACAGACAAUCAAGCUGCAACAGGUGAAAAGGUCAUCACAGGUGCCACAACAACAAAAAGUACCACCAUGGACAUUACAGCAAGCGAAAACAUGACAACAAUGACCACAACUUCAGAAUCUACAACAACAGAAAGUACAACAACAGCUCUAAGCACAGAAAGCAGCACAACUCCAGGAAGCACAAGAACUUCAGAAAGUACCACAAAAGUUGAAGCCCCCACAGUGGCUACAAUAACUGAGACUACAGCAACUGAAAGAAUAACAAGAGAGGAAAGCACAACUACAGAGAGUAUGAAAGUACCUCUAGAAACUCUAGUAACUCUAGAAAGUACAACAUCUGAGGGCACCACACAACUGGUCAUCAAAACUGAGACCCCAGUAACAGAAGGCACAACAACUGUUAAUAGAGAAAGUACCACAACUGAGACGACAACCGAAAGCCCCACAACUGGCACCACAACUGCUGAAAGUACCAAAACUGAGACCACAACACCUGAAAGAACAAUAACUGGAACCACAACUUCUGAAAGUACCACAACUGAGACACCAACAACCGAAGGCACCUCAACUGGCACCACAACUCCUGAAAGUACCACAACUGAGACCACAACAAGCGAAAGAACCACAACUGGCACAACAACUCCUGAAAGUACCAUAACUGAGACCACAACAAGCGAAAGCACCACAACUGGCACCACAACUGAGACCACAACAACCGAAAGCACAACAGCUCGCACCGCAACUCCUGAAAGUACCACAACUGAGACCACAACAACCGAAAGCACCACAACUGGCACCACAACUCCUGAGAGUACCAUAACUGAGACCACAACAACCGAAAGCACCACAACUGGCACCACAACUGAGACCACAACAACCGAAAGCACAACAGCUCGCACCGCAACUCCUGAAAGUACUACAACUGAGACCACAACAACCGAAAGCACCACAACUGGCACCACAACUCCUGAAAGUACCACAACAACUGAGACCACAAAAACAGAAAGCACCACAACUGGCACCACAACUCCUGAAAGUACUACAACUGAGACCACAACAAACAAAAGCACCACAACUGGAACCACAACAACAGAAAGCACCACAACAGGCACCACACCUCCAGAAAGUACCACAACUGAGACCACAACAACCGAAAAUACCACAACUAGCACCACAACUCCAGAAAGUACCACAACUGAGACCACAACAACCGAAAGCACCACAACUGGCACCACAGCUCCUGAUAGUACCACAACUGAGACCACAACAACCGAAAGCACCACAACUCCUGAAAGUACCACAACUGAGACCACAACAACCGAAAGCACCACAACUGGCACCACAACUCCUGAAAGUACCACAACUGAGACCACAACAACCGAAAGCACCACAACCGGCACCACAACUCCAGAAAGUACCACAACUGAGACCACAACAACUGAAAGCACCACAACUGGCACCACAACUCCUGAAAGUACCACAACUGAGACCACAACAACCGAAAGCACCCCAACUGUCACCACAACAACCGAAAGCACCACAACUGGCACCACAACUCCUGAAAGUACCACAACUGACACCACAACAACAGAAAGCACAACAACUGGCACCACAACUCCUGAAAGUACCACAACUGAGACCACAACAACCGACAGCACCACAACUGGCACCACACCUCCAGAAAGUACCACAACUGAGACCAUAACUACCGAGAGUACCAUAACUGGCACCACAACUCCAGAAAGUACAACAACUGAGACCACAACAACCGAAAGCACCACAACUGGCACCACAACUCCAGAAAGUACUACAACUGAGACCACAACUGAAAGCACCACAACUGGCACCACAACAACAGAAAGCACCACAACUGGCACCACAACUCCAGAAAGUACUACAACUGAGACCACAACUGAAAGCACCACAACUGGCACCACAACAACAGAAAGCACCACAACUGGCACCACAACUCCUGAAAGUACCACAACUGAGACCACAACAGCCGAAAGCACAACAACUGGCACCACAACUGAGAGCACAACAACCGAAAGCACCACAAACCACAACAACCGACAGCACCACAACUGGCACCACAACAACAGAAAACACCACAACGGCACCACACCUCCAGAAAGUACCACCACUGAGAGAAUAACUACCCGAGAGUACCAUAACUGGCACCACAACUCCAGAAAGCACAACAACUGA
This is a messenger RNA of Danio aesculapii, 3331 nucleotides long. Its product is annotated as mucin-22. NCBI's taxonomy places the organism in Eukaryota, Metazoa, Chordata, Actinopteri, Cypriniformes, Danionidae. The record is from RefSeq and is a predicted model, not a curated record. The coding region runs from base 104 to 3331 and encodes 1075 amino acids. The transcript has 10 exons.